UCACAUAUUCUGACGUCCAGUAAGUGUUGAACAUCUCUGAGGUCUCAUCUGAUUUAUGGAGUCCCAGUCAGGUCCAGCUGUUUGGACUGCACUUCCAGCCCUGUCCUUCCUGGGUGUCCCUACUUUCCCUUUCGUCUGCCCCCGAGGGACACACGGGCCCUCCUCCAGCACUUCAUCACCCACUGACGAAGAGCCUCAGCUGCACUCUUCCUGUCUGCGUUUUACUUUUUUUUUUUUUUACAUCAGGCGGAGAAGACCUGAACACAUCGUGGGGAUUGAGGAAUGUCUCCUCAUUUCCCAGAGCCGUCACAUUCUGCGUGAAUAUCGUCUGAGUAACUCGGGCCGUUUUCGUGUUUGCUUGGUGUGGGAAGGAGAGGAUAGAUUCAGGAACACAGACUGGAGGGAAGGUUUUCUGCCUAGAUGAGAGAGUGGACGGAGGCUGAGAUGAGCUUUUCAGCAGGGGGGUACCUCCCCACCUCGGAGGGUUACUGCUCCACGGAGCCGCUCCAGUACUACGACAUGCUGGCCGAGCCUCUCGGCUGUCCCCUGCAGGACCCCGACCUCCAGCUGCUCCCUUACAGCCAGCAGCAGUACCUCCCUGCCAGCCUGCCUUUCCCCUUCUAUGGCUCCCCGCCCUCUUCCGCUCCUUCGCCUUCGUCUUUGGCGUCACCCUCUCAGCUCUGCCAUCCUCCCUACCAGUACAGCCCUCACUGCCUGGAGGGCCCCUGUGAUCCCAGCCCCGAGGCCCUCUCUGCGGACACGGCUCAGGGACUUGGGCCGGCAGGGCUGUGCCCCGGGCGGAGGUCUCGCAUGGGGUCGGGAGUGAAGAACAAAGGUCAGGAUGAGCUGUGCGUGGUGUGUGGGGAUAAAGCAUCAGGGUAUCACUACAACGCUCUCACCUGCGAAGGGUGCAAAGGUUUCUUUAGGCGCAGCGUGACUAAAAAGGCAGUGUAUCACUGCAAGAGCGGCGGCGGCUGUGAGAUGGAUAUGUACAUGAGAAGGAAGUGCCAGGACUGCCGGCUGAGGAAGUGCCGAGCGGUGGGAAUGCUGGCUGAGUGCCUUCUGACAGAAGUUCAGUGCCAAUCCAAACGCCUGAGGAAAGGAGGUAAAAGCAGAGGGCAAGAGGAGGAGGAGAACACAGACAGCCUGAGAGUCAGCUCUACCUCCCGGCUACCUGGACAGGCUCAGGCGGCCAUGUUGACCAGGGAACAGAAAUACAUUGUGGACAGGAUGGUGGAGGCUCAUCGCCAGUUCAGGGAUCUAGACAGCAGCAGCCACAGGGUGGGUACGUGUCCAGACUUUGUGUUUAGCAGGUGUUAUGACGUGCUCACCUCCUUCUUGCGUUGGCAGCUCUUUGAGUGGCAGUGUGCCCUGGAAGGGGAGGGCCUGUCUGACGUUCUGUCCCCACACCUACACCGACUGCUGCAGUUUGCCAGAACAGUGCCAGGUUUUGACCUCCUGGAUUUCUCAGACCAGAUGUCCCUCCUGUCUGUAUCUUCGCUGGAGGUCAUGUUCCUGCUCUCCGCCCAGCAGUUCUCCAACAACCCAGCAAGCCCCACUCCAGUCUUGCAGCUUUUCAGCACCUCCACUCACGGUUGGCUCAGAAAUCUGGACUCCAAAGAAAACUUCCAGAUCAAGGCGCCCAUCAGUUCAGGAAGCAGUGAGGAUCUCCUCGGCUCGGUGCUAAACUUCCUCCACAGCAUGGUGGUGCUGCGCGUGACGGAGGCUGAAUACACCCUGCUUACUGCCACCGCCCUGCUCUGCUCAGAUCGGGCGUCCCUGCAGGCGGUCAGCUGCGUGGAGAAGAUGCAGGAGCUGAUCCUGGACCUGCUGUCCAGGGCGUGCGGGGCCCAGGCCGGUGCAGCAGCGCGAGGAGGGCCGCAGCGUUUCGGCCGCCUACUGGGCAGACUGACGGAGCUACGCACCCUCCAUCACAACUACCUCCUCCUGAUGGAGCAACAGCCAGCACACUGAUGAAGAGGAGAUUUGCUUCUUCGGCGCGUGAAGAUCAGAAAGAGCUGGACCAACAAAUGACAAUCUUUUUCUCAACAGACUUGUUCUCACGUCACUCGGCUUCAGCGGUUUUAGAUUGUUGUAAAUGGCAAACAAUUGUUUUUUUUUUAUACUUAUCAUGAACUGUUAUAACAAACACUACCAGGACUGUUUAUUUUGUUGAACUAUUU
Messenger RNA from Fundulus heteroclitus (mummichog), 2183 nucleotides. It is a transcript of the gene nr1h5, whose product is annotated as nuclear receptor subfamily 1, group H, member 5. The transcript has 9 exons. Bases 421 to 1974 code for a protein of 517 amino acids. NCBI's taxonomy places the organism in Eukaryota, Metazoa, Chordata, Actinopteri, Cyprinodontiformes, Fundulidae. The record is from RefSeq and is a predicted model, not a curated record. Gene Ontology annotation, biological process: cell differentiation; bile acid signaling pathway; positive regulation of transcription by RNA polymerase II. Gene Ontology annotation, molecular function: nuclear receptor activity; RNA polymerase II cis-regulatory region sequence-specific DNA binding; zinc ion binding.